AUGUCACCCGUCAGUCAUGUCACCCGUAACCCCUUGUCACCCGUCAGUCAUGUCACCCGUAACCCCAUGUCACCCGUCAGUCAUGUCACCCGUAACCCCAUGUCACCCGUCAGUCAUGUCACCCGUAACCCCAUGUCACCUUACUGGAGUGGUUCACUGUUACUGGAGUGGUUCACUGUUACCGGAGUGGUUCACAGUUACCGGAGUGGUUCACAGUUACUGGAGUGGUUCACUGUUACCGGAGUGGUUCACAGUUACCGGAGUGGUUCACAGUUACCGGAGUGGUUCACAGUUACCGGAGUGGUUCACAGUUACUGGAGUGGUUCACAGUUACCGGAGUGGUUCACAGUUACCGGAGUGGUUCACAGUUACCGGAGUGGUUCACAGUUACCGGAGUGGUUCACUGUUACCGGAGUGGUUCACAGUUACCGGAGUGGUUCACAGUUACCGGAGUGGUUCACUGUUACCGGAGUGGUUCACUGUUACCGGAGUGGUUCACAGUUACCGGAGUGGUUCACAGUUACGGAGUGGUUCACAGUUACCGGAGUGGUUCACAGUUACCGGAGUGGUUCACAGUUACCGGAGUGGUUCACAGUUACUGGAGUGGUUCACUGUUACCGGAGUGGUUCACAGUUACCGGAGUGGUUCACAGUUACCGGAGUGGUUCACUGUUACCGGAGUGGUUCACAGUUACCGGAGUGGUUCACAGUUACCGGAGUGGUUCACAGUUACUGGAGUGGUUCACUGUUACCGGAGUGGUUCACAGUUACCGGAGUGGUUCACAGUUACCGGAGUGGUUCACAGUUACUGGAGUGGUUCACUGUUACCGGAGUGGUUCACAGUUACCGGAGUGGUUCAUAG
This is a messenger RNA of Procambarus clarkii (red swamp crayfish), 861 nucleotides long. The record is from RefSeq and is a predicted model, not a curated record. NCBI's taxonomy places the organism in Eukaryota, Metazoa, Arthropoda, Malacostraca, Decapoda, Cambaridae.